AACGCUGGCAAGACAUUAAAUCCAACCUCCCUCCAUCCAGACGCUGCGCGCAGCCCAUCAACCUGAUCUGAAGAUCGAAAAUAGGAGGGCUUAUAGUAAUCAGCCCUCAGACUCUCAUGACAAGGAAAAGUGUGGCAACGUUGUGGGAGCGCUCGGCACACACAGCAGGACGCUCACUGGCGCUGCGCGCUGAGCGCACAACCAACCAGAGAGCGCGCAGACACUCGCAGAGAGACGGGGACGGUAGCAGCAUCCCGUGACGGAUGCAUUUUUUAGCUGAAUUCGGACGAUUUGGAGACUGACGGCAAGGAAAAACAGAGAGAAGCUGGACGGGAAAUAAACGUUUUUUUUUUCCUUUUUCUCUUGGAGGGAUUUGAACACAUUGCUUUUUUACCUUCGUCUUCUCCGGAUGCUCAGAAAUGGGGGAAUGGACUAUACUAGAGAGGCUCCUGGAGGCUGCUGUCCAGCAGCACUCUACUAUGAUAGGAAGGAUCCUACUAACAGUGGUGGUCAUCUUCCGGAUUCUAAUCGUAGCAAUAGUUGGAGAGACUGUCUAUGAUGACGAGCAGACCAUGUUUGUUUGUAACACCUUACAACCGGGCUGCAACCAAGCAUGCUACGACAAGGCAUUUCCCAUUUCACACAUUAGAUAUUGGGUUUUUCAAAUCAUCAUGGUGUGCACCCCGAGUCUUUGUUUUAUCACAUACUCGGUGCAUCAGUCGGCGAAGCAGAAGGAGCGGCGAUACUCGACAGUCUAUCUGACUCUAGAUAAGGAUCAAGAUUCCCUGAAGCGAGACGAGAGCAAAAAGAUAAAGAACACCAUUGUAAACGGAGUACUUCAAAACACGGAGAACUCCACCAAAGAAGCCGAGCCGGACUGCUUGGAGGUCAAAGAGAUCCCUAAUUCGGCAAUGAGAACUACAAAGUCCAAAAUGAGGCGACAAGAGGGCAUCUCCAGGUUUUACAUCAUCCAGGUGGUUUUCCGAAACGCGCUGGAAAUCGGCUUUUUGGUGGGUCAGUAUUUCCUGUACGGAUUCAACGUCCCGUCGGUGUACGAGUGCGAUCGCUACCCCUGCAUCAAAGACGUCGAGUGCUACGUGUCCAGACCCACGGAGAAGACGGUGUUCCUGGUCUUCAUGUUCGCGGUCAGUGGGUUUUGCGUGGUGCUCAACCUGGCAGAACUCAAUCACUUGGGCUGGAGGAAAAUCAAAACGGCCGUGAGGGGCGUGCAGGCUCGAAGAAAGUCCAUCUACGAGAUCAGAAAUAAGGACUUGCCAAGGAUGAGUGUGCCUAAUUUUGGCCGCACUCAGUCCAGUGACUCUGCUUAUGUGUAACACAUGGGGACGAAGACGUGAAAACAUGUAAAAAAAAAAAAAAACCCAACAAAAAAAAUAAAAUGGAAAAAAAAUGAUACCAUGAUGGACAUGAUGGACAGCUCCGCACGCCUAAUUCGUGUCAUGACUUUAAGAGUGGGCAGAUUUCUUUCUUUUUUUUUUUUUUUUUAAUUCCUUUAAGGACUUCAUGGCAAGCGUGGAUUACACGUUUGUUUACUUAUUUAUUAAUGCACUGAUGCAACUUUUUAGUAACGUUUAUACUCUGUAAGAUGCUUAAUGGAGACCAUGUUAACGUGUUCACGAAUUUACUCUUUGUGGGCUGUUCUGCUGUACUUGAAGGAGAGUAAAUGCAAAAGAAAAAUGAGAGAGAGAGAGAGAAAAAAAUUGCACUAAGAGGUGAACACCUGGGAGCCUGAUCUUAUCCAAAUGUGCUACAGACCUGACGGUGUUUUUAAGACAUUUUCUUUCCACCUUUUUCUGGCACCAACCUAAUUACCUGGCACCAUUAAGGAAAAAAAAACAAAAAACAAAAAACAAUCCAGAUUUAUAUAUGCAUUAGAUAUAUAAAUCCUUACAGACAAUGGUUAGUUCAAAUACAUCAGCUUACUUCAUGUUUUUUGUUGCCUGUGUUGCACCACUGACCUUAACAUAUGUAACCAUUCCAUUGCUUAAUAGCUGAACUUGCAAAACAGUAUCUGGUGAAUUUGCUGCAAACGCUAACGUCUGUGACUUCCUUAAUUUAUGACACACCAAAGCGCCCACUGCUUUUAUUUGUGAAGUGUUUUCUUGCUUUUGUGUAAUCAAGUGCCAUACUUGUAUAUAAACAUGAUAUAUAUAUGUAUACAUAUGAAUAUAUAAAUAUAUAAUACUCAUCAUAAAAGCUGAUUCCCUGCUUGAAUUAUGCUGAAUACCGCCCAGUUU
Molecule: messenger RNA, 2255 nt
Organism: Salarias fasciatus (jewelled blenny)
Lineage: Eukaryota; Metazoa; Chordata; Actinopteri; Blenniiformes; Blenniidae
Gene: gjd2b
Product: gap junction protein delta 2b
Exons: 2
Coding region: 420-1334 (304 amino acids)
Biological process (GO): cell-cell signaling
Cellular component (GO): connexin complex
Molecular function (GO): gap junction channel activity
Source: RefSeq, a predicted model, not a curated record